This is a messenger RNA of Colletotrichum siamense, 3654 nucleotides long. It is a transcript of the gene YDA, whose product is annotated as Mitogen-activated protein kinase kinase kinase YODA. Gene Ontology annotation, molecular function: protein kinase activity; ATP binding. Gene Ontology annotation, biological process: protein phosphorylation. The record is from RefSeq and is a predicted model, not a curated record. The transcript is spliced from 6 exons. The coding region runs from base 1 to 3654 and encodes 1217 amino acids. NCBI's taxonomy places the organism in Eukaryota, Fungi, Ascomycota, Sordariomycetes, Glomerellales, Glomerellaceae.
AUGUCGAAUCGAAUGCCAGACAGCAGAAAUGACAGCGAUUCGGAGAGCGAUGACUCACCGAGCCUCGGAGACCAACUCUUCGGUUACUUGGUGGAGAGCAAGUUCGACUCGAAACGAGAAUUUCUUCCUGAAGGAUACAUCGACAAAGUCAUCAGCCGCAGCGCCAUCCAAGACGAACUUUUCUUUGGUAUGAAGCUCGAUGGUGACGACAAAGCAUUGAUCAACUUCAUCCACGCCCAUUCCAAGAAGGUCUUCGCGACGGCCUACUACGCUCUUGGUGGUGUUGGAGGAAGCUCGCUUCUCGACACCAUGGUUUACUUUCGUCGCCACGGCUUCACAGACAGAGCACUUCCAAUAAACGACAUUCAAAAAGUGGAUGAAACUAGGAAGGCCAAGUCAAAGCUUCCAUUCCCGUUUGAUUUCAACGAAGACCCUAGGCUACAGCGCGUAUGGCGGCGAAUGCACAUCCGUAGCUUCUAUCAAAACCAAUGGAAGUUCUUGGCGCCUGUGUUCUCACGAGAAAGAUUUCACCAUACUCUCCAUCCGGAUGUCAUUCUACCUUUUGUUUGGAACAGUACCGUUACCAAAGAAGGAAGAUUCAGCAAGGUCCACCAAGUUGAGAUUCACAAGGGCCACCAGAGACUGCUCGGGGAUAGGGCAGACGGUACCCCGGCCCGUAUCGCUAUAAAGGAGAUUCUCACAACUGAUGACGACGAAGAGCUGCAGCAGGAGGUGGAGCAAAAUUUCAAAGUAGAGGCAGACGCUCUAUCCGACAUUGCAAGUCUCAAACACAAGCACAUCAUCGAGAGAAUUGCUGCCAUCACGCGAGGCGAAAAUCGAUACUUCAUGUUUCAAUGGGCUGAUGGAGGCAAUCUGAGAGACUUCUGGAAGAGCCACCCCUCGCCAGAAUUCAACGCUAACUUGGUUCGGGAAUCCGUCACUCAAUUGCGUGGACUUGCCGACGCAUUAGCAGUUCUUCACAACUACAAAGGCGAGGGCAACUACCGACACGGCGACUUAAAGCCAGAGAACAUUCUCAGGUUCAAGGACAAGUCCUUUGUUGGAACCCUCAAGAUCGCCGAUAUGGGCCUUGCUAAGCGUCAUACUGAGGCAACGGACGCCCGAUUAGGCCCGACAAACACAAAAUAUGGUACUGCGCGGUACGAGCCUCCUGAAGCAGUAACAAACAAACUGAAGGCUAGAUCUCGGCUUUACGAUGUAUGGUCAUUAGGAUGCAUCAUAUUGGAGUACAUCAUAUGGUUUCUCUACGGUUAUGACGGCGUCAGGGAGUUCACCGAAGCGCUUCUCGACGACACAGGCUGUUUCUACCGCGUCGAAAAGGACGGGAAUCAAACGAAAGCUGAAGUUCACCCUAUAGUCGUUCACUGGAUGAAUGAACUCAGCAGACACCCGGAAUGCUCUAAGUCUACGCACACAGCGAUUCGAACUCUUCUUGACCUCGUCCGAGAUAGACUAUUAGUUGUCGCUCUCCGGCCUAGUCCAGAGACAACAUCUGAAAUGUCCUCAGCAGUUGUUUCUGUUACCCUUGCUGAUACCUCCGAGCCGCCACAGGUUGGCUCGGCCAGGGCCAAAGCCGCCGCUGCAAGCUCUGCGCUCCAAGCGAUACUGGAAGAUGGUGAUGGAAACGAGAAGUAUCUACUCGCGAGCAAGAACAGACCGGGCUUCAGACGCCCAUCUGUCGCUGCAAUCCCUAGAUCCAGCAACAAUUUGCAGGUUCCAGGACAAUCUAGGCCGAAGUCAAACGCACCUGCCAAAGAUGCCUCGAUUUACACCACCAAGGACCUCAACCACACCUGGUCAUUUUACUCCGACAACAAAUUCGCCAACAACCUUGUGGACACUUGCAAGAAUUUCCCCGUGGAUCUGAGCCUACCUCAUUAUCAAGGAAUUUGUGCUCAAUGUGAAGAGUUGGACAUAUUGUCGUCAGAUUUUCAGAUGACCGAUACGCUCGCUGAUAUAGAGAAGAGGGCAGAUACAUGUGGCUUCUGCAAACUCUUAGCAAAAGCUUGUAAGAAAACAAAUGCACCCAAGGGAUUUCGCCUGCAAAGGUACGGGCCUACUCUCCGAAUCGACAAUGCUUCCGUACCGCUUCUCAGCAUUGUUCGCGACCCUGGCGGAGGUUCGGAAAUCCCAAAGUAUAUCCAGGUUGGCUUCCCGAAUCUCUCUCCAACCCGCCACUCGCUGCACUUUGAGAUUAUCAGACAGUGGCUCAAAGAAUGCGACAAUAAUCCAGCCCACGACAACUGCCAAUGCGAUGGAAAUCCCACACUUCCUACUAGACUACUCGAUGUCCAAACUUCGACAAUUCGUCUCAUUGAUACACAAGGCUUACAAGGCCAAUACCUUGCUCUGUCACAUCCCUGGGGCGAUCCAGCCAUGCAUUCCCAUUUCUGCACUUACACCAGCAAUAUUGAGAGUCACAAAGCCGGUAUCGACUUCAACAUCCUUCCAGACACAUUCAAGGACGCAGUCACAAUAACGCGCGAGCUUAACAUCAAAUAUCUCUGGAUUGAUUCGCUGUGCAUCAUCCAAGGUCCAGACGGUGAUUUCACGGAGCAAUCAAAGCAUAUGGAAGAUGUCUUCAGCUCAGCGUACUGCGUUCUUGCUGCAAGCCGGGCGGCUGGUCAAUGCGACGGCUUUUUGGGAGACAGAGUCGGACGAGAUUACAUCACAUUUAGCAGAGGUGAAGACGAAGUCUAUCACGUCUGCGAGGAGAUAGACAACUUUCAGGGGGAUGUCAUUGAUGGGGCAUUGAACCAGAGGGGCUGGGUGCUUCAGGAAAGAGCCCUCGCGCGUCGGACCAUCUACUUCACCGAGAAGCAGACAUACUGGGAAUGUGGCGGUGGAAUUCGAUGUGAGACGUUUACCAAACUGAAAAACAAUAUUGCGGCUUUUCUUGGAGACCCCAAGUUCCCUGAAGUCGCCAUGCGUUCGACAAGAGGAGAAAUGAUCUAUCUUUACCAGAUGUUUUACCAACAGUACUCAAAAUUGCAAUUUUCAAAGGUCGAGGACAGGCCUUUUGCCAUUGCCGGUCUAGAGAAAAGAUUAUUGCAGGGCUUUGCCACACGUGGAGGAUAUGGGGUAUUCGACGAUGGAAAGGGUCUUCUGCACCGGAGCCUUCUUUGGUGUCGAUCUCUCGGCGGGACUCUCGGGAGAAUCAAGUUUCCGGUUGAGAAGAAGAUUUUUGUACCGACGUGGUCGUGGAUGGCGUAUGAGGGAGGCAUCGACUACCUGGAUCCGGAGUGGAACAAGACCGAGUGGGAACAGCAAGAUCUCCGAUCCCCGUGGAGCGCAGACUCGCCUGUGCAGUACACCACGGACAAAAACAGCACCAUCUCUCUCGAAGCUACUGCGAGAGAUUUCGAUGAAGCCAAAGCUGUCAAGGAGCACAUCACGCUUUACUUCGACAUGCCUGACAAGGCCGACGGUCGUACGCCAGGCUUGAAGUGCGUGAUCCUAGCGCGGCCCAAGACUGGAUCUACAACGACGGACAGAAUGUGUUAUGUCCUUCUUGUUGCGCCACAGGUUACGAAGAGGUCCGGAGGCUCGACGGUUUUUGAGCGAGUGGGCGUCGGGAAAAUGCCUGAAAGUUGUGUGUCGCAGUUGGAUAAAAUUGAAGUCAAGCUCCAGUAG